Messenger RNA from Cottoperca gobio, 4478 nucleotides. It is a transcript of the gene dhx29, whose product is annotated as DEAH (Asp-Glu-Ala-His) box polypeptide 29. NCBI's taxonomy places the organism in Eukaryota, Metazoa, Chordata, Actinopteri, Perciformes, Bovichtidae. Gene Ontology annotation, cellular component: intracellular anatomical structure. Gene Ontology annotation, biological process: translational initiation. Bases 173 to 4279 code for a protein of 1368 amino acids. Gene Ontology annotation, molecular function: RNA binding; ATP binding; RNA helicase activity. The record is from RefSeq and is a predicted model, not a curated record. The transcript has 28 exons.
UACGGCAGCUGGGUUGUCCAAAAGGUACCAGACAUGAACACGGAGAGAAAUACAAAUUAGCGUUGUUUUCUUUCUCUUUAUUCAUAAUCACAACAUUUCAGGGCUUUGCCGAUGACUUGGCAUCACGUAGCCGAAUAGAGGAGCAGCAGACAGGCAGUGUUUUGGGGACCUCAUGGGUGGGAAGAAGAAGAAAGCGGCGGCUCCGGCGGCCCCGGCGGCCCCGGCAGCGGCGGCAGCGGCGGGCAGGACUGAUGCUGCUGCUGCGGGUAACUGCGCGGCCGAGGAUCCGAAGAAGGCAGCCAGCACCAAGCCGACUAAAGCUGCCAAAGAGAACAAGUCCAAAGCUCCGAAGACCUACAGUCUUGCCAACACAGCUCAGGUGGACACAGGUGGAGUCACAGACAAGUCCAUUCUUAAAGUUGUGAUCCAGGCCGACCUGGAGAAGAAGAUCAUCAAGCUGAUCAAUGACUUCCGAGAGGAGAACGGGGACAAAGGGCCGGUGUCGGGCCGACUCACCAACAAGAAGCUGCUGGACUUGUACACAGCGCUGCAGAAGUUCAACUUUAAGAGAGAACACAUCGAGGAGGCGAUGAAGAGCAGCGUGCUGUACGGAGGGGAUCUCCACUCCGCCCUCGACUGGCUCUGUCUCAACCUGAAAGACGAUGAGCUGCCGGAAGGUUUCACGCAGCAGAUGCAGGAGGAGAGUCAGAAGAGCAGGCCCAAGUUCCAGCCCGCUGCUCAGCAGGAAGCUGCAGCGCCGAGCCCCAAAGCCCCCAGCGACAGCCGCAAAGAGACCCCCAAGACCCCAGAGAAGGAUGAAGCUGCGAGCAUGAAGGAUUGGAUCUUAAGGUACGCGGAGAAGAGCAGCGACGAGGAGGAAGAGGAGGAGGAGAAAGGGAAGAAGACACGCAAUCCUGAGCUGGAUGAAAAGUUUGAUCCAAACGACAGGUAUCUGGUCCUUACUGCUCAACUGUAUGACGCAAAAGAUGUGGCGGCUGUUGCCAAGACGAAAGGAGACAAGGCGGGCCAGAGGAUGGCACAGGACAGGAUACGCAUCAUACAGCAAGAGAUGAAGCAGCUGGAGCCCCACCCCAUGUUCAAUGCAGCUCUGAAGGUGGUGGACGUGCCUCAGAAGGAAAAUAAGAUUCUUCCAGUCAGCGAGGACGUGAGCUUCAGCCUGUUCGAACACGCAGAGAAGGCCGCUCCUGCAGAGAAAGUUGAGAAGAAGAACGAGCCAAAGGACAUUCGCAACUUUGACUACACAGCUCGCAGCUGGACGGGGAAGUCCCCCAAACAGUUCCUCAUCGACUGGGUCCGAAAGAACCUCCCCAAGAGUCCACCGCCCGCCUUCCACAAGGUCCCUGCUGGGAAAUACUGGAGGUCCAAGGUGCGCGUUCAGAGGACAGAAGAUGUUCUGGAAGUUUGUCCCAAGAUCGUGACGGAGGACAGCAUGCAGGCUCAGCAUCUGGCCGCCACGCUGGCCCUCUACAACCUGGUUAAGGGACAGUCGGUGCACCAGCUGCUGCCUCCGACCUACAGAGACGUGUGGCUGGAGUGGAGAGACAGCGAGCAGCAGCAGCAGGAAGAGAGCCGCACUGCAGCCAACAAACCCCGAGACCAGUUCAUCUCCCGGCUGCUGACCAAACUCAAACAGCAGCAGAACCAGGACCAAGAGCAGGAGUCUGGAUCCCAAGGCCAGCUGGGUCUGGGCAGUGCAGGCGAUGAAGAGCCGGAGGAGUCGUGGGAGAACCUGGCCGGCCUUGAUAUCGGGGAGGGAGGAGAAGAAGUGGAGGACAAGAGUGAGAGAAGAGGCCGGAGGGAAGCAGCGCUGGAGGCCUCCAGAGAGCUUUUAAUGAAGCUGAGGAAGUCGUCACUGGCCCACAGACUGAAGGCAGAGCGAGAGCAGCUUCCUGUCUUCAAACACCGGCAUCGCGUCCUGGAGGCUCUGCAGCGCCACCCUGUGGUGGUGGUGGCCGGCGAGACAGGAAGUGGAAAGAGUACGCAGAUCCCUCAGUUCCUGUUGGAGGAGCUGCUGUGCGGCGGAAAAGCGGCGAGGCCCUGCAACAUCGUGGUGACGCAGCCCCGCAGGAUCUCUGCCAUGAGCCUGGCCUGCAGAGUCAGCGAGGAGAUGGGCUGCGAGGAGGGAGCGGGAUCCAGGUCGUCGCUGUGUGGAUACCAGAUCCGGAUGGAGAACCAGUCCGGGGAGUGGACCCGCCUGCUGUACUGCACCACUGGAGUCCUGCUGAGGAAGCUGCAGCAUGACAGACACCUCAGCUCCCUGACGCACAUCAUCGUGGACGAGGUGCACGAGCGCAGUGUCCAGUCUGACUUCCUGUUGACCAUCCUGAAGGACGUUGUGAUGAGGAGAUCCGACCUGCAGCUGAUCCUCAUGAGCGCCACCGUCGACUGUAACAAGUUCUCCAACUACUUCAACCGCUGCCCCGUGAUCAGCAUCCCCGGCCGGACGUUCCCAGUGGAGGUGUCCCACUUAGAAGACAUAGUGGAGCAGACCGGGUACGUCCUGGAAAAGGACUCGGAGUACAGCCAGAAAAUCCUUGAAGACGAGGAGGAAGUCAGCAUCUCUUUCUCACAGAAAGGUGGCAAAACAUCCCAGCACCAGGAGGUGAUAUUAAGAGACUCCUCCUCCGGCUGGGACCUGGGUCCAGAUCUGGACCACUUCAGCAGCAGAACCCGGCAGGUGCUGCAGUACAUGAACCCGAACAAGAUCAACAUGGACUUACUGGUGGACCUCAUCGCCUAUCUGGACAAAUCUCCACAGUUUGCGGAGAUGGACGGAGCCGUGCUCGUGUUCCUCCCGGGUCUGGCUCACAUCCAGCAGCUGUUCGACCUGCUGACCUCCGACAAGAGGUUCAGGGACAAAAACAGGUUCAAGGUCGUUGCUCUGCACUCGACGCUCUCGUCUAAGGACCAGGCUGCUGCCUUCACAGUGCCCCCUGCUGGAGUGAGGAAGAUCGUCUUGUCCACUAACAUCGCUGAGACAGGCGUCACUAUUCCCGACGUUGUGUUUGUCAUCGACACUGGAAAGACGAAGGAAAAUAAGUACCACGAGAGCAGCCAGAUGAGUUCUCUGGUGGAAACCUUUGUUUCCAAAGCCAGCGCCCUCCAGAGGCAGGGCCGAGCGGGACGCGUCCGCAGCGGCUUCUGCUUCAGGCUCUACCCGAAGUUCAGGUUUGACACCUUCAUGGAUUACGCCAUUCCAGAGAUACUGCGGGUCCCACUGGAGGAGCUCUGCCUUCAUAUUAUGAAAUGUCAGUACGGCUCCCCGGAGGAGUUUCUGAGCCGGGCGCUGGACGCUCCGCUGCCCCAGUCGGUCAGUAACGCCAUCAACCUGCUGAGGAAGAUCGGCGCCUGUCACCCCGACACUCACGUCCUCACCCCUCUGGGACACCACCUGGCCAGUCUGCCCGUCAACGUGAAGAUCGGCAAGAUGCUCAUCUACGGAGCCAUCCUCGGCUGCCUGGAGCCCAUCGCGACCAUCGCGGCAGCCAUCUCCGAGAAGUCUCCCUUCUCCACCCCCAUGAACAGGAAGGAGGAAGCCAACCUGGCCAAAGCCGCGCUGGCGUUGACCAACUCGGAUCACCUGACGAUAUACAACGCUUACCUGGGGUGGAAGAACUCCCAGAUCGACGGACAGAGAGCAGAAAUGUCCUACUGCAGGAAACACUUCCUCAACCGCACAGCUCUCAUUACAAUCGAGAGUGUGAAGCACGAGCUGAUGAAGAUGAUGGAGCAGGUGGGUUUCUGGUCGUCUCGCUCCAAGCUGCAGGCGGCGUCGCUGUCCAAGCAGCAGAUCUCCGUGCUGAACGCGGUGCUGGCGGCGGGGCUCUACGACAGCGUGGCCCGCGUGCUGUGCACCCCGUCCGUGGACGUGCUGGAGCGCGUGGUCUGCACGGUGGAGACGCCCCAAGGCAAGGCUCAGGUGCACCCCUCGUCUGUGAACCGCAACCUGCAGACGCACGGCUGGCUGCUGUACCAGGAGAAGGUGAAAUACACGAAGAUCUACCUGCGAGACACGACUCUCAUACCUCCGUUCCCCCUGCUGCUGUUCGGAGGCGACAUCGACAUCCAGCACCGAGAGCGGCUCAUCACGCUGGACGGAUGGAUCCACUUCCAGGCGCCCGUACGGAUCGGUGUGAUCUUCAAACACCUGAGGAAGCUGAUGGACUCUCUGCUUGAGAAGAAGCUGGAGAACCCGAGGAUGAAUCUUGAAGGCGAGAGGACCAUCCAGAUGAUUCUGGAUCUGAUCAGAUCAGAGUGACCUCGGACCAUCAGACUGAAGAACCAGGAAGUGUUCAGGAUGAACGCCUGCAGACAGAUGUGAGCGUCUUAAACAUGAACUGAUGGUUACCGGGAACUCACGUUGAGGAGGACUGUAUCAUAUGAAAUGCAAAAAACUACAAAGAAAAAUGAUGUUGCCAAAUGUGGUGGAAAUAAAGCUGUACACAUUUCUAUUGAAA